Molecule: messenger RNA, 1495 nt
Organism: Syngnathus acus (greater pipefish)
Lineage: Eukaryota; Metazoa; Chordata; Actinopteri; Syngnathiformes; Syngnathidae
Gene: arfrp1
Product: ADP-ribosylation factor related protein 1
Exons: 7
Coding region: 243-848 (201 amino acids)
Biological process (GO): intracellular protein transport; Golgi to plasma membrane protein transport; protein localization to organelle
Cellular component (GO): Golgi apparatus
Molecular function (GO): GTPase activity; GTP binding
Source: RefSeq, a predicted model, not a curated record
GCGGACGUCGAUGACGUGUUCACACGUGAUCGUGGUCCACAUCCGCUUGCUUCAGUGGGCUAUAACAGACGUCGACAUUUUCACUUCUCGUUUACGGAUUUGUAAUUCUUAGACACUAAAUUGUUUUCGUCAACUAUGGAAACGCAUUGGCAUGAAAUGAAAUCAUCAUCUUCUGUCGACUGAACUAAGUUAAAAGUCACAUUGACCAGUAUUGCGGUUCAAUUUGGACCUUUUCCCUCGCGAUGUAUACUUUGUUGUCUGGAUUCUAUAAAUACAUGUUUCAGAAGGAUGAAUACUGCAUUCUAAUUCUUGGAUUGGAUAACGCUGGGAAAACGACCUUUUUGGAACAAACCAAAACAAAGUUCAGCAAGAACUAUAAGGGAAUGAAUUUGUCCAAGAUUACAAGUACAGUUGGACUGAACAUUGGAACUAUUGAUGUGGGCAAAGCGCGUCUAAUGUUCUGGGAUCUGGGAGGCCAGGAGGAACUUCAGUCUCUUUGGGACAAAUACUAUGCAGAGUCCCACGGAGUUAUCUAUGUGAUCGACUCAACUGAUGAAGAACGACUUUCGGAAUCAAAGGAAGCCUUUGAGAAAAUGAUAAGCAGCGAUGUGUUGGAAGGUGUCCCGCUCCUUGUUCUGGCCAACAAACAGGACGUACUGAACUGUUUGUCCGUACCAGAUAUUAAAACAGCCUUCAGUGACUGUGCACCCAAGAUUGGCAAGCGAGAUUGUUUGGUCCAACCAUGCACUGCCUUGUCAGGGGACGGAGUCAACGAAGGCAUCGAAUGGAUGGUGAAGUGUGUGAUCAGGAACAUUCACAGGCCCCCCAGACAGAAGGACAUCACAUAGAAGGGAAUCAAAGGCCUUUCCUGUCAUUUUGGACUCUUCAUCUCGAAUAUUAGAGCUGAAAUUUCACCCUGUCUGCUCUGACUGUGACCAACUUGACUCUUUUCAGGGAGUCGCUGAUGGCGUAGGGGUACACGUGCGUGUCUUGUGUGCUGACAUCGUGAGUUCGAUACCCACAUAUGACGGUGUGAGUGACGGUGUGAAUGUGUGUAUGAAUGACACAAAAAAAAAAAAAAAAGCUUGAGUUUUUUCUGCUUUCGGAAUGACAGACAAGAGUGUCUCUCACUGAUAUUAAACGGUUAUCUUUCCUCACAUUUGUAAAGAUUGUCAACUUCAUAUGACUUUUGUAAGCGUCAACAUUCCCCAUUGGAUAACGUUUAAUGAUACUUCAAUGCCAGCAAUGAAAACGCGCAAGCGACCUCUCAGUGGAGGUCUGCAGCCAGGAAGGCUUUUAUUUUGAAAUGAACCGCGCGCAUAUCCUGUCCCGUCACAGUGGAGACUCCAGCGGAAGCGACCUCACAGUGGCGGCUUUAUUUUGAUAUGAACCGCGUGCAUAUCAAAAUGUGUCAUUAAGUUUUAACUUGGAUGCCCACAACAUCUCUACUUCUAAUUGAAUACCACAACAAUGGAAAAAUAAAUACAUAUUUAAG